Messenger RNA from Capra hircus (goat), 2099 nucleotides. It is a transcript of the gene NIP7, whose product is annotated as NIP7, nucleolar pre-rRNA processing protein. Gene Ontology annotation, molecular function: RNA binding. Bases 174 to 716 code for a protein of 180 amino acids. Gene Ontology annotation, biological process: ribosome assembly; ribosomal large subunit biogenesis. The transcript has 5 exons. Gene Ontology annotation, cellular component: nucleus; nucleolus; preribosome, large subunit precursor. Lineage: Eukaryota; Metazoa; Chordata; Mammalia; Artiodactyla; Bovidae. The record is from RefSeq and is a predicted model, not a curated record.
CAGGCCGGCUUUCUUUUCCCGAGAGUCCUCCAGAUUACGGGGCGCUAGCGUGGGGAACGAUUAGAAAGCAGCUAGAGAGGCCGGCUUUGGGGUUGCCAAGGAGCGGCCGGCGGCUGGGCUUCCGUUUCCGCUAACUGAGGCACGAGGAUCCGGCGUUCUAACCCAGCGGGAAAAUGCGGCCGCUGACUGAAGAGGAGACCCGAGUAAUGUUUGAGAAGAUAGCAAAAUACAUCGGGGAGAAUCUUCAGCUGCUGGUCGACAGGCCCGACGGCACCUACUGUUUCAGGCUGCACAAAGACCGGGUGUACUACGUGAGUGAGAAGAUUUUGAAGUUGGCCGCCAACAUCUCCGGUGACAAGCUGGUGUCGUUGGGGACGUGCUUCGGAAAAUUCACCAAGACUCAUAAGUUUCGGUUGCACAUCACGGCUCUGGAUUACCUAGCACCCUAUGCCAAGUAUAAAGUGUGGAUAAAACCUGGAGCAGAGCAGUCCUUCCUGUAUGGGAACCAUGUGCUGAAAUCUGGACUUGGGCGAAUCACUGAAAACACUUCUCAGUACCAGGGAGUUGUCGUGUACUCCAUGGCAGAUGUCCCUCUGGGUUUUGGGGUGGCAGCAAAGUCCACACAAGACUGCAGGAAAGUAGACCCCAUGGCGAUUGUGGUAUUUCAUCAAGCAGACAUUGGGGAAUAUGUGCGACAUGAAGAGACAUUGACUUAAAGCAAAAUCGUCGCAAGGACUUGUGGCUGUGUGGAAGGGGCUAGUUUUGUUUCCAGUGUCUCUGUAGGCGCCACCGUCAUGUUGAAUUUUUGUCAACACUGUGUCCUCUUCCGGGAUUUCUUAGUUUAAUAUUUUCUCUAUCACGGACAAAUGCAGGCUGGAUUCUCACUAUGCAGAAAUGACUCAAAAAUUGGGUUUUGGAUCUUUGUGAUUAUGACUCAAUAGAUUACUGUGUUUUAUAUUUGAAUCAGAGGGCUUCUUGUUUUGAGUAACAGGUUCUAAACUGUUGGAACUGAGGACAAGAAUAGCUUGUUAUUGUUAUCUGUGAUAACACUGUUUUCCAAACACGUGAUAAGAACAUAAUGAAUUUUCUUUUUUUUUUUUUUACAGGAAAUUAAUUUUAGUGGCAUAAUGAAUUUUCUUAACUAUUUAUUAAUAUUAUGAAAGAUAGAUAUUGCCAUAUCAUAGUAGUAGGUCAUGUUUGGGAUUUUACAAAUGAAAUAUAGAUAAAAUACUAAGGGCAGUUUAUUCUGUGGCUUUUCUAUAUGAUAGGUGCUGUGUGGUGUGGAAGAAGAAACUCUGAUUCAAACACCAUUUCUCACAUUUACCAGCUAUAUGGCCUUAGAUGAGUCAUUAAACUUCAGUAAAUACCUUACCCAUCUUCCUAAGAAUAGUUUUUAGAAUUCAGAAUCAUGAUUGUAAAGCACCUAACACAACGCUUGGCAAAUGAUGGUGUUGAGUACAUGCUAAGACUUGUUUUUGUAACACUUACACUGAGUAUUUUUGUUACUAAGAACAGGAUAUUAUGAAUAUAAUUUGAUUAUGUUACCUUGGCUUUAACAAGCAGUUUUCUUGAUCUUUUUCUUGAGUUUUAUGAUCCCCGGCUGAAUGUUAUUUUUAUCACCUUGAUUUCUGUUAUAAAUCUUUUGGUUUUUAAUUAAAUUUUUUUUUCUUGAAGUAUGGUUGAUGUACAAUAUUGUGUUAGUUUCAGGUGUACAGCAGAGUGAUUCAUUUAUAUGUAUAUUCUUAUAAAUCUUUAAUUACUUCACUGGAUUGGACAAAAAGCACUAAUCAGAGACCCUGCCUUGCAAUAAUAAUUCAGCUCUUCUGUCCUCCCCCAUGCCUUCCAAAAUUACUUUUAGAAUUAUUAAAGUAUUUUUUAGCAAAAAAGCAUAUAGAAAAAAUUUAACUCCCUGUAUUGUAGUUUCUUUAGUGCAUAUACUGCUUAUUUUAAAUUUCGAAGAUGACAUCUCUAAAAAGAAAGCAUUUUUCAGUUACAGCAAAGCACUCUACAACUCCUGUUUCAGUAUGCAACAUACAAAACCCAGUUUAUAUAUUUUUGUCCCAUUUGUUUCAACUCUUCUCCCUUCCAAGUUUCUCUGU